Molecule: messenger RNA, 740 nt
Organism: Corylus avellana
Lineage: Eukaryota; Viridiplantae; Streptophyta; Magnoliopsida; Fagales; Betulaceae
Product: Single hybrid motif superfamily protein
Biological process (GO): protein lipoylation; glycine decarboxylation via glycine cleavage system
Cellular component (GO): mitochondrion; cytoplasm; glycine cleavage complex
Source: RefSeq, a predicted model, not a curated record
CCAAACCCCACCUAUAUAUUAUAAGAGAGAGAAGUUUAGUGUUGGUUGAGGGCAGGAAGCAGGGUUUUUUAUUUCAGGUACACGCAAUGGCUUCCAGGUUGCUGUGGGCUUCAAGGGCUGCCUCGUACCUCAGGAUCUCAGCUUUCCAAAGAGGCUUUGCUUCUGUUGUGAAGGAUCUUAAAUAUGCGGACUCACAUGAAUGGGUGAAAGUUGAGGGGAAUUCUGCUACUGUUGGUAUAACUGACCAUGCUCAAGAUCAUUUAGGUGAUGUUGUGUAUGUUGAAUUACCAGAAGUGGGGGCUCCUGUAACACAGGGCAGCGGCUUUGGUGCAGUUGAGAGUGUCAAGGCUACUAGCGAUAUUUAUUCUCCAGUUUCGGGGAAAGUGGUUGAAGUUAAUGUAGAGCUCUCCAACUCUCCUGGUCUGGUUAACGCAAGCCCAUAUGAAAAAGGAUGGAUAAUUAAGGUCGAGGUGAGUGACAAUGGUGAAUUGAAGAAGUUGAUGGAUGCGGAUCAGUACUCCAAGUUCUGUGAAGAAGAAGACGCAAAGCACUGAGUGGCUUUGGUCAUGAAAGAACUUGUAGGUGCUUCUUUUUUUCUUUUUCUUUUUCAUGGAGAGCUUGUUUCAGGGAUAAUCAUAUAACAAAUCAAGGAAUCCAAAUGGUGCACACUGCACAUUUCUUUCUUUAUGUUUUUAUCCGAACAUGUUUCUUAAGAAUAAUCAUCCUGGGUUUUCACUUUU